AUGCAGAGCCCCAGCUCUGCCUCGGCUAUAACCACUGGUAUCUGCCGGCUUCAAGGGUGGGCAGAGCUUCAAGGGUGGGCAGAUCUCCCACAAUGUCUUCUCCAUUCCAUCAUUCCUCUAUUGGGUUCCGUCCUUGAGCUCAUUGCCUUCGCCAGCACCUGCCACUCUUGGCGCGCUGCCUUGUCAUCACACCCAUCCAAAUCUACACUCCUCACCUUUCUGCCACCUCUCCUCAUCCAGCCCCACAUUACUGUCCCUUCCAGCGCUGACAGUCGUGUGUUUCGCACGUGCAAAGUCGUUGAUCCAGCGGAAAUGAGAAGAACCCUUUGCUGCCAGAUUCCUGAAUUAACAUUUGAUGUGGCGUGGUUAUCUGGUGAGCUGUGGUUCACUCGUUCUUCCUAUGGCAAGCUGAUUUGUGGUCGUGAUGAAGAUUGUCGUGUUGUGGAUGUGUUCACUGGUGCCCAAGUUGUACCUCCACAUCCCCCAUUUGAGAAAAGUGUUAUUGGCUUGUAUGGCAUGCUGACAGCUCCCCUUUCAUCACGAGACUCACACCUCCUACUUUGCGCAGUAUCAGAACAUCAUCGUUUCCUGCUUGAUUGGGUGAUCGGCAGUAAUGAUUGGUCAAGAUUGGAUUUAUGUUGCAUAGAUUGCAAUAAUGUAGAGAUUGUGCAGAUUGUGGAGUUCAAGGGUGAUUUCAUCGCUAUGGGAUUGGCGCCCAGGCGGAUUCAGGUCCAAGCUGCAUGGUGGAAGGGAAGUGCAUGA
Molecule: messenger RNA, 762 nt
Organism: Sorghum bicolor (sorghum)
Lineage: Eukaryota; Viridiplantae; Streptophyta; Magnoliopsida; Poales; Poaceae
Exons: 2
Coding region: 1-762 (253 amino acids)
Molecular function (GO): protein binding
Source: RefSeq, a predicted model, not a curated record